This is a messenger RNA of Prorocentrum cordatum, 336 nucleotides long. The record is from the annotation of a GenBank genome assembly. NCBI's taxonomy places the organism in Eukaryota, Dinophyceae, Prorocentrales, Prorocentraceae.
CCGUGCACCACCCAUAUCACGCAGGUGGAGCUCGGCGGCCUCUGGCUCGACAACAAUUCGCUGGAGGUCCGCUCGUACCUCCGCUCGCAGUCGGGCGACACUGGGGACAAGUUCCUGGGAGCUCGGAUCGUCUCUGCCCAAGGGCUGGGGGCGCCCUGGCGGAACAUCACCGACUGGGGCAGCGACAGGUCCCUGGUGGCCAGCGGCAGCGGCUACGAGGUCACCGUGUCCAAGGUCAGCUGGUCCGGCAGGCGGCACAGCAGGCCCUGGGCGCCGAACGUCGCCGGGCAGUUCGAGAUCCGCGUGCGGGACACGAGGAGCAAGGAGGCGACGAAG